This is a messenger RNA of Erigeron canadensis, 807 nucleotides long. RefSeq lists its product as uncharacterized. Lineage: Eukaryota; Viridiplantae; Streptophyta; Magnoliopsida; Asterales; Asteraceae. Bases 1 to 807 code for a protein of 268 amino acids. The transcript has a single exon. The record is from RefSeq and is a predicted model, not a curated record.
AUGGGUCGACAAACGUCAUAUGAUGACAUGAACAACUUUUGUAAGUGCAUCAUUCACCUGUAUCACGAUGAGUAUAUGAGAAAACCGACUCAAGAAGAUGUUAAUCGAGUGACUGCGAAGCAUUUGGAGGUGCAUGGUUUCCCGGGUAUGCUCGGCAGCGUUGAUUGUAUGCACUGGCCAUGGAGAAACUGCCCUACCGCAUGGCAAGGCCAAUACACUCGUGGCGACAAAGGACACCCCACAAUCAUGUUUGAAGCUGUUGCUUCAUAUGAUUUGUGGAUUUGGAAUGCUUACUUUGGACCAGCCGGUUUGAACAACGACAUAAACGUACUCAAUGAAUCUGACUUGUUCGACCAGCUCCAUGAAGAUAGGGCUCCUGUGGUCAACUUUACCGCUAACGGCGAGCAGUUUACAAAGGGGUAUUAUCUAGCCGACGGUAUUUAUCCUGAAUGGUCUACACUCGUGAAGUCUUUCAAGUGUCCCAUGUACCCCAAGACGACAAAGUUCAAGCGCUAUCAAAAAGUUUCAAGGAAAGACGUAGAACGUGCAUUCGUGGUGCUUCAAGGUCGUUUCCAUAUCCUCACUCACGGAGCGCGUCCAUUGAGCAUCAACAAAAUUAAGCGUAUGAUGUACAGUUGUGUGACUUUGCACAACAUGGUUGUUGAUUAUAACGGUCGUGCAAUUAGUCCAUUUGAUUUGGAGUUAGUUUCGGAGGAGAGGUCAGUUCGUACUUGGGACCAACGAGUGGGAACACCGUUACGUAUGAUGGGGGAGUUACGUGAUCGACAGGCGCACCACCAUCUUUGA